AUGGCUAAUCAACGACUUACAACUGGUUCUCUCUUACGAUAUUUACGUGGUAAUACUACAGAAAAGGCAACAUUACAAGUUGUCGGUAUUAAAACAAUUGAUAGUAAAACAGACGAUCCAUCGGGUGCUUCGAAACGUUAUCGUCUUAUGUUAUCUGAUGGAAAAGCUACAUUUUCAUCAUGUAUGCUUGGUACUCAAAUGAAUAAAUUAAUUGAAACAAAUUCAUUAAAAGAAAAUUCUAUUGUACGCAUCGAUCGUGUCAUGGUUAAUUCAAUUGAUAAACAAAAUGGACGAGUUAUGCUGAUGCUUUAUGAGCUUGAAGUAUUACAAAGUGAUUGUGAACGAAUUGGAGAUCCAGUUGCAUUACCAUUAACUGAUAUUAUUAAUAAUAAUGGUAAUGGUACAAAUCGUUUAGAAACAGUGAAUAAUAAUCAAGCACAAGCACCUCCUCCAGCUGCUGCAGCACCUCCUCCAGCUACUAAUGUCAUUCGACAAGGUUCUAAAGCAUUACCAACAUUAGAUAAUCAAAAAAAACCUAAUGGUGAUAAUCGUUUUGCUGCAAAAGGAGGAGGCGGCAACAAUACUAUUGAUAAAGAACGAAUUAUAAAUAUCGAUACACUUAAUCCAUAUAUGAAUAAAUGGACUAUUAAAGCUCGUGUAAGUAAUAAAGGUCAAAUUCGAAAUUAUGAAAAUGCACGUGGUCCAGGAAAAUUAUUCAGUUGUGAUCUUGUUGAUCAAUCAGGUGAAAUUCGUGCUACAGCAUUUAAUGCCGAAUGUGAUAAAUUCCAUUCAAUGCUUGAAAUGGGUGAAGUUUAUUAUAUUGCUAAAGCAUCAUUAAAAGCAGCUAAUCGUCAAUUUAAUACGACAAAUAAUGAUUAUGAAAUGACAUUUAAUCAUGAUACAAUUAUCGAAGCUUGUGAUGCUGGUGAAGGAGAAAAUAUUCCACAAGUACAAUUUAAUUUUAUUCCAAUUAGUGAAGUAGCAAAUCGAACCGCUAAUACUACUUGCGAUGUUAUUGGUGUUGUUAAGAGCACAUCGGAUAUGCAAACAAUCGUUAGUAAAGCAUCCCAAAAAGAAUUUACUAAACGUGAGUUACUUUUGGUUGAUGAAAAAGCUUCAAUUUCUGUAACAUUAUGGGGUCAACAAGCUGAAGAAUUCGAUGGUUCAUCACAUCCAGUUAUUGCUUUUAAAGGAAUUAAAAUUGGCGAUUUUAACGGUCGUACUUUAUCAUGUUUUAAUAAUACAUUAAUCCGUCACGAUCCAACUGAAACACAACGAACAGUUGAACUUCGUGUUUGGUAUGAUAAUGAAGGAAAAUCAAUGGAUUUACCAGAUUUAUCAAAGGGAGCUGAUGCAGGAAAUCGACCAACUGCUGUAAAAACACUAGCUCAAAUUAUAGCCGAAGGUCUUGGUCUUGGUGAUAAACCUGAUUAUGUUAGUGUUAAAGCUAUGAGUACAUUAAUGAAAAAAGAUCAAGCUGUUUAUAUGAUGUGUCCUGAAGAAAGAUGUGGUAAAAAAGUUGUCGAUGAAAAUAAUGGAUCAUAUCGAUGUGAAAAAUGUAAUAAGACUUACAAUAAUUUCAAAUGGGCUUAUAUGGUUUCGGCUGAAAUUUCUGAUACAACUGGUGCACAAUGGAUAACUGUAUUUCGUAAUGAAGCUGAAGCAUUACUUGGUCUUACUGCAGAAGAAUUUGGUGCUCAUAAACUUAAUCAAAGUGAAAGUAUUAUCGAAGAAAUUGUUCGAAAAGCUAUGAAUCAUGAACGUAUAUUUAAACUUCGUGCUAAAGCUGAACAAUACAAUGAUGAACGAAAAAUUAAAUUUACAUGUGUUGGUAUUAGUGAUAUUGAUUGGUCAUCCCAUGGACGACGAUUACUUGAUGAAAUCAAACAAAUGGAACCUGUACAAAAUUAA
Molecule: messenger RNA, 1911 nt
Organism: Adineta steineri
Lineage: Eukaryota; Metazoa; Rotifera; Eurotatoria; Adinetida; Adinetidae
Source: the annotation of a GenBank genome assembly